Molecule: messenger RNA, 751 nt
Organism: Triticum aestivum (bread wheat)
Lineage: Eukaryota; Viridiplantae; Streptophyta; Magnoliopsida; Poales; Poaceae
Product: zinc finger protein ZAT18
Exons: 1
Coding region: 87-593 (168 amino acids)
Source: RefSeq, a predicted model, not a curated record
UUCCUUCUCCAGACACAACUCCACAACAGCACAAAAAAGCUUCGAUCACAGACGAGCAGCAAAUCAUUUAGACGAGUAGCGAAUCCAUGGGAGAGGGGAUGAAGCGCGCAAGGGAGAAGGAGCCAGCAGCGUCGCUGGCGCUGUCUCUCAUCACAGACUCAUCGACGUCCACCACAACCUCGGCCGACUCGGCCGGUGCGCCGGCGGCAGCGCCCAGGAAGAGGGCACGGCGAGGGAGGGUAGUGGCCACUUCGGGGGAGGGAGAGUUCGUCUGCAAGACUUGCGGGCGCGCCUUCGAGACGUUCCAGGCGCUCGGCGGCCACCGGACCAGCCACCUCCGCGGCCGCUGCGGGCUGGAGCUCGGCGUCGGCGUCGCCAGGGCCAUCGGGGAGCGGCAAAGGCACGACGACAAGCAGCAGCACGACUGCCAGAUCUGCACACUGGGCUUCGAGACAGGCCAGGCGCUCGGCGGGCACAUGCGGCGGCACCGCGAGGAGAUGGCGCUCGACCGGUGGGUCGCGCUGUCGGAUCAGGAGGCGGGGCACCAGGCCGCCGCCGACCGGCUGCCUGUUUUGCUCGAGCUGUUCGUCUAGCCUGCUAGCUGGAUCUCAAUGCUUGUUAGUUCAGGACUUGUUUGUUCAACGUCGUAUAGAGUACGUAUUUGCUGAUUAGCGUUCCCGUUCGUGCUGGAUAUUUGCUUUGGAUCGGUCCAUUUUCUAACCGAUUGACUGAAGGUUUACAUGCACUUGUA